AUGAUACGAAAACAGGCGAUUGACGGCGAGUGCAAUACAAAACGUGGUGAUUUGACUCAAGAUCCAGAAGAACCACCAGAAGAACCACCAGAAGAACCACCUCCACAAGAAGAAUCAGAACCUUUACAAAAAAAGAGGCGACAAAACCUGAAUUUUAGUGAGGAACAAGAGGCAGAACUUGUAGAAUGGCUAAAGAACCACCCUAUAUUUUACAAUAAAGGAUCAAAAGAAUACAAAGAUACACAAAAAGCAGCGCCUUUGGCAGGAAAAGGCUCAACAAAUGGAUGUUCCAGUUCCGGACAAAAAUGGGGCCUGGACAGCUCAAAUAAACCUGACACACCUCAAACGAUCGAUAUUGAAGAGGAAAUCGAAAAUGAAGACGAUCAAGAAAAACAACGGAGUACCUCUUCCAAUAUCACUAAAAAUCCAAGCUCUACAAACUUGCCAAGCAUGAAGGCACGUACCGGUACUGCAAAAAAGAAAACAAACACCAGAGAUUCGGACAUGUUAGCACAACUUAAUGAGAGGGUAACGGAGACAAAGACAUUGCAGAACAGAAUUGACGAGCUCGUGAAGUCAGCAGAUAAUCCCCGCACAGCUUUGGCAAAUUGGAUGGGGACCGUGUUUCCUUAUAUCCAUGACGACUUGUGGGAACAAUAUCUUCGUCAAUCUUUCGACAGUCUCUUUUGGUAUUAUUCGGAGUCGAAUAGAAUACGACGACAAAGAGAUCAGGUCUCAAAUCCGACAGGUUUACCAUCAUUUCAGCAACAGCAAAGAGCAAGUGAAGAACAGCGACAAAGUUGUGGAGGUUUUCAUCCAAUCAACUGGGACACAACACCGCCUCGUUAUGACCAACAACAACAGGUCCAGUCAACCCCAAGAUCGUCCUCAAAAUCCUUCCAUAUUUGCCUUGUCAUUGUUUUGCUAGUCCUUUUCUCCGUCACAAGACGUGUUCAAGGUUUGACUUGUCUAAGAUGUUCUGACGUCACUGAGCCCAGACUCUGUAAUAAAAUAGAACACUGUAAUGAUGGAGAGGUGUGCGCAGUACAACAGUACCGAGCUGAUAAUGGUGACAUAGGAUAUUGGACUGGAUGUUUUCCUAAACAGGAAUGCACAGCCGUGGAUAAUAGAACAGUAGUCACCCGAAAAAGAAGUCAGUACAUAGAUGGCGUGGUUCAGUGUCGAGAUUGCUGUACAUCAGAUAUAUGUAACGCCUACGGAUGUGGUUCUCCAAAAUACCCUGACUCCCGGGGGCCUAUUUGUUUUGAUUGUGAAGAUGUGGCGGAUCCAGCCGACUGCCAUAAUAUAACCCCGUGUAAUCUCAACCAAAAAUGUUUUAUCUUUGAGAGGAAGGUUUUUGGACAAAAGUAUUUCACGUCCAAAUGUGAAUCUCUGAUGGGCUGUCUACCACAUUUCACGGGACCAAUCGUCGGCAGGAAGCGUGAUUUGCCGGGACUAUGUAUGCACUGUUGUGAUGGUGAUCUCUGUAAUGCUGAUUGCUCUUCAGCAUCAAAUGCCACCGUCAAUAAACCAACCAGUCCAGCUAUGCCUGACCACGUUGCCUUCCAUGCAAUAGCUUACAGUCAAGCCAGUCCUGGAGUAAUUAUUUUCGAUCACGUGAUCACAAAUAUUGGAAACGGAUACGACAAUCGCUCCGGGAUUUUCACUGUACCGACAACAGGACUAUAUGUGUUUUCUUGGAGCAUAGAGACUUAUGGACAGUUGACAGAAGGUGUUCUUCUAGUGAACGGAUUGCAGCAGGGAAUGUCAAAGUCUGACCAAGCCUCAUCAUACUACGACACAACUACCUCUUUCGCCGUCCUCAACCUUACAAUAAACGAUAAAGUCUUGAUAAGACUUAAAAGCGGACGUGCAGAAGCGAUGCAUACCAUGUUUUCUGGCUGGUUGCUAAAUAAAACAGAUAGCACAGCAUUUUACACUUCCCUUUCGCAUGAUGUAACUGGUUCUCACAUAUACUUUAACAACGAGAUCCUAGACACAGAUAAUGCUUACUCCACAUCUAACGGGAACUUUGUGGCGCCUCGUUCUGGACUUUACGUUUUUAUGAUGUCAGGACUUAUCUAUGGAAGUUACGAGUUUAGCUGCAAGUUUCACUUCAGUAACAGUCUUUCUCAGCCGGAUGUUUGGGUGGAUUCGAGUAGCGGACAGUACGACAGCAGCAGUUAUAUGGCAUUUGCCUGGUUGAACUCUGGUGACUCUGUGUAUGUAUACGCCAGUAGAAUGGUGACCACCUCUGUGUUCGCUGGAUGGCAGUUGAUCGAUGACAGAAGCGUGUCAAAAUCAACGUAUCCAGCUUUCCUUGCUCAUCUAGGCAGUGACUCUUCCAGAACUCCAAUUGUUUAUGGUUCAACUCAUGGCGGAUAUCACUAUGGUUACUCAACAAGUACGGGAGUAUUCACUGCCGAUCGUGAUGGAUUGUAUUUGUUUUUGUUUAAUACAGAAGGUGACGACCAAAUAGUGCGUACUGCACUGAGAGUCAAUGGAGUGGAAAAAUUCGAAACGAGAUCGGACGGACGCCAUUCUGGUUAUGACGACACCGCCGCUGUUACUGUGCUUCAGUUAUCUUCAAGCGAUCGUGUCUCUAUAGGAGUUAAAUCUGGGACAGCUGAUAGUGGGCAAACGCUAUUUUUUGGCAUACUUCUCUCUGAAAUGUGACUUUUUCAUAUGAAAUGACAUUUUUUUGAGAUGGAAUUAUAAAUUUUGAGACUUUG
Saccostrea echinata is the source of this 2732-nucleotide messenger RNA. RefSeq lists its product as uncharacterized. The transcript has 13 exons. The record is from RefSeq and is a predicted model, not a curated record. The coding region runs from base 1 to 2676 and encodes 891 amino acids. Gene Ontology annotation, molecular function: protein binding. Lineage: Eukaryota; Metazoa; Mollusca; Bivalvia; Ostreida; Ostreidae.